AGCUCUGAGAGAAGCCGAAAACAAACCCACAGAGAAGCCAAAUAGAAGAUGCAGGACACCAUCGUCCUAGUCCCAGCUCCAGGCAUGGGCCAUAUCAUCUCCAUGGUUGAACUUGGCAAGCUCAUCCUCCACCACUACGUUCACAAGUUCUCCAUCACUAUUCUUUUCACCACCGGCUCCGAUCUGGACACCCCAAGCAUCACCUCCUACAUCCACCGUGUCUCCCAAUCCAACUCCUCCAUCUCCUUCCACCGAUUACCCUCGGUCUCUAUUGACACCACCCCGACUCGCAGCAUCCUCGCCACAGCUUUCGAGUUUAUCCGGCUCAGCAUAGCCCAUGCCCCCCAUGCACUCCAACAAAUCUCCAACUCAUGCACCAUUCGUGCCCUUGUCAUCGACCUUUUCUGCACCUCGGCUUUUCCCAUAGCCAAAGAUCUUAACCUUCCUGUUUAUUAUUUCUUCACUUCCGGUGCUUAUUGUCUCGCCGCCAUGUUAUACCUCCCCAAGAUCCACGACCAAACCACCAAGAGCUUCAAGGACCUCACCGCCACUGAGCUUCACUUCCCAGGAAUAUCGUCGCCGUUGAAAGCGACACAUAUGCCUGAACCAACACUCGACCGUGACGACCCUGGUUAUUGGGACAUGCUCUAUUUCUGUUCACAUCUUCCAAAAUCAAACGGGAUCAUAGCUAACACAUUUGAUGACCUGGAGUCAAAAGCAUUAAAGGCCAUUGCUGAUGGCGUGUGCGUUCCUGAUUCGCCAACUCCGCCUGUUUAUUGUAUAGGUCCUUUGAUUGCAGAUGCAGAGAAGCCAACAAGUGAAGAUGGAAAUGAAUGUUUGUCAUGGCUUGACAGCCAACCGAGUGGAAGUGUUGUUUUCUUGUGCUUUGGGAGCCGAGGAUCGUUCUCGGUGGUACAGGUGAAAGAGAUUGCCCAUGGGUUGGAAAGGAGUGGGCAGAGAUUCUUGUGGGUGGUGAAAAAGCCACCACGCGAUGAGAAAACCAAGCAGGCUGAGAAUUUUACUGCGGAGUUUGAUUUAGAGGGUGUGUUGCCAGAAGGGUUCCUGGAGAGAACCAAAGACAGGGGCAUGGUGGUGAAGACGUGGGCACCCCAAGUGGGUGUGCUUAGAAAAGAAGCCGUUGGGGGGUUCGUGACUCACUGUGGGUGGAACUCGGUGUUGGAGGCGGUGGUUGCAGGAGUGCCGAUGGUGGCUUGGCCGCUCUAUGCCGAGCAGCAGCUGAACAGGAACGUUUUGGUGAAUGAUAUGAAGAUGGCUAUUGACUUGGAGCAGAGAGAGAAUGAUGGUUUUGUGAGUGGGGAUGAGUUGGAGAGAAGGGUUAAGGAGUUGAUGGAGUCCGAACAAGGGAGAGAGCUCAGGGGAAAAAGUUCGAAGAUGAGAGAAAUUGCUUUGGCUGCUUUGGGAUCGGCAUCUGGUUCGUCUACCAGAGCCGUGGCCAAGUUUGUUGAGGCACUUGGAUAGUGUUUGGAAGUAAUUGCAAACUGUGAUUAGGAAAAUGAUUUUCUCGGUACAUCUGUUUCAAGAAAAAUCAUGGAAUUUUGCUCAUGAUUAAUGGAAAUGUAAUUCAUGAGCGGGAUUCAGAUAAUUAAGUGUAUGUUUAAUAAUUCAUAAAAAAGAAAAGAAAAAGUGCAUGUUAGUUUAAAUUUUUUAAAUAUGUUUGAGUUGGUCCAGUUUCUAUCAUUUGACGAA
Corylus avellana is the source of this 1707-nucleotide messenger RNA. NCBI's taxonomy places the organism in Eukaryota, Viridiplantae, Streptophyta, Magnoliopsida, Fagales, Betulaceae. The record is from RefSeq and is a predicted model, not a curated record.